AUGGCAAUCAACCCUAUGAAUUCGCGCCUCAAAGCGCAACUUAAAAUGGCCAUUAACCGCUUGCGUCUUGUCCAGGAAAAGGAAACAGCUCUUGCCAAAGAGUCACGGCGUGGGCUUGCUCAGCUGUUGACUGACAGUAAGGAACAGAGCGCGCGAAUUCGUGUGGAGAAUGUGAUUCGGUCCGAUAUUUACGUUGAGUUAUUAGAAAUGCUUGAGCUUUACUGUGAACUAUUGUUGGCGCGUAUUGGCAUGCUUGAGAGCCGUGAGUGUGACCCUGGACUUGAGGAAGCUGUUAAGACAAUUAUAUAUGCGGCUCCACGGACGGAAAUUAAGGAGCUGACUGUGAUUCGGGAAAUCUUUGUAGCCAAGUUUGGCAAAGAGUUUGCGUUGGAAGUUAUUGAGCAUCCUGCUCAAUAUGUACAAGAGAAAAUCUUAAAAAGACUCCGGGUGGAUCCACCCUCUGAAGAACUAGUAACUCUCUAUCUCAAGGAAAUUGCAAAAGCUUACCAUGCACCUUUUAGCCAGUUAACUGAGGAAGAUUUAAAGGAAGAAGAAAAGGAAGAAGAAGAUGAUAAUGAAGAAGAAGAAGAUAAUGAAAAAGGAGACAAUGAAAAGGAAGGAAAGAAAAAGAAGGAAAAAUCUGUAUUGCCCUUGGCUGCACGGGCUCCUCCACAUAAAAAAGUUGACAAGGACUUGGAUGAUUUGCAAAAACGGUUCGACGCACUGCGUAAACAUUAA
This is a messenger RNA of Magnusiomyces paraingens, 738 nucleotides long. RefSeq lists its product as uncharacterized. NCBI's taxonomy places the organism in Eukaryota, Fungi, Ascomycota, Dipodascomycetes, Dipodascales, Dipodascaceae. The transcript has a single exon. The record is from RefSeq and is a predicted model, not a curated record. Gene Ontology annotation, biological process: protein transport. Bases 1 to 738 code for a protein of 245 amino acids.